AUGGCUAAAUGCGAAAAUUUUGAUCUUACAGAUGAACCUAAAUUUUCUACACUAUUACAAAAUGUUGCGGAAUUACAAUCCUUAGGUUGUGAUAUUGGUAUUGAACGACAAGCUCAACUACCAUCUAUAUUUCAAGAAGAACAUGAUAAAUCAAAAAUGGAUAAUAAUGAACAAGAAACUUUACAAUUAAUUAAGACAACAACAGAUAUAGCUCGUCGUGCUAUGAAUUUAACUGUUCAUGGUGUACAAUUAUGUGCAUUAUGUGCAAGUCGAAAAACAAGAUGUUUUAAUAGUUUUUCAUCUGCUAUAUCUUGUAUUCGCGAACAACACGGUUCAUAUCAACCACCAAAACAUUUAUUGCUUGCAUGGGAAAGAAAUGUUAUGUUGAUUGAUUUAUUUACCAAUGAUGAAGGACUUUAUUGUAAUAGACGUAUAGCACAAGAUAUGUUUGACAUUUGUUUGGAAACAUUUGACUGGCUUCGUUUGAUUGCUAACGAUAAUAAAUAA
This is a messenger RNA of Rotaria sp. Silwood1, 507 nucleotides long. The record is from the annotation of a GenBank genome assembly. NCBI's taxonomy places the organism in Eukaryota, Metazoa, Rotifera, Eurotatoria, Philodinida, Philodinidae.